AUGGCCCACGAGGCGUAUGUCAGUAAGUCAGAGAGCCUUGAGAUUCACAACUUCGUCAAAGAGCAUCAAGGCUACAAUUUCGGUCCGUAUACUAGACGCGAAUUCGACUUAGUCUAUAAGGAUUUUCAGUGUUUUCAGAUGUCCACCGUAUCAGAUGAUGAAAUCAUAAAGAGAAGACUUUUAAUCGAAGGCGAAAGUGGAAAUGAUGAUCGCAGAAUUACUCUAUUACUGAAAAAUUAUCUUCGAUGGGUAGCUUCUGAUGAUGUUGGUGAAGACGGCUACGAAGCCUAUCAAGCCCUUAUAGCUAGUGUUUACCAGUGUGAAAACGCCAUGGAACAGUCGUCAUUAGUAAUAGCUAUGAACUACGAACAGCAAAAACAGUAUGAGGAUUUAUAUAAGGAGAUUGAAACGGCCAUUGAAAGUGCGAAAAAUCGCAUUCAGCAAUGUAAAGAAGAUCUGAGGUCCGCAAAAACCGUCAGGAAAAAUAGACGAGAGUAUGACAGUCUUGCCAAAGUUCUUUGUGAUCAUCCAGAGAGAGAUGAGACACUUGAGAAGUAUAAAAAAUUAAAAGCUACUUUAGAACGACUGGAGAAUUUAAAUGAGGAGUACGACCGAAAAAUUCAGCUUAGAAAAACUCAAUUCCACUUGUUUUUGGUUGCUCUGAAGGGCUUACAAAAAAUUGUCGAGGAUGAUGAUUCGCUAUCUUCAGCCACAGAUGAUUUGGUUCAUACACAGUCAUCAAAGUCUAUACACGAAGAGAUUUCAAUGAAAAUGGAUACAAAUUGA
Messenger RNA from Schistosoma margrebowiei, 786 nucleotides. Lineage: Eukaryota; Metazoa; Platyhelminthes; Trematoda; Strigeidida; Schistosomatidae. The record is from the annotation of a GenBank genome assembly.